AUGCAAACUCCUCUCAACGGAGGAAGUGACACCAAUCUCCACACUCCAGCAGUGGAUGUCUCCGCGGCCAACGCACCAGCCAACGCCACAACGCUUGAGGAGUUUAAAAAGAUGUUCACCACCUAUGAAAAAAGGUCGGAGGAACAGGACAAGCUCGUGAACACCUUGACCAAACGGGUCGAAAACUUAAUGGCAAGGACUCGAGCAAUCCGUCCCCGCGGAACCACAAAGGUUCACGGGAAAAGACUCGACUUCACAACUCCACACGACAGGCCUGGAAUUUCGCGGGAACGUCCUUCGGGACAGAACCCCAGCGAAACAUCCUCUGCCAAGAAACGGAACUCAGUGAGUCGUCCACCUCCUGCUAAGGACACGGUGGCCAAUGAAGUCGAGCAUGUCGACUUGGAUCCCAGCGACGUCUCCAAAGAUACUGAGGAGGACGCUGACAAACAUCCAAGAAGAACCAGAAGCCGAUCGACUCGGGAAAUCUCCCCGUUCGAUAAACCAAUGACAGAAGAGGAGGAAAACCUCUACUGGAUCGAACAGGAAGAGCUAGCCGAGAAACAUGCCGAGAUUACUCGCAGCAAACGCCGACAAGCUCAGAACUCUGCUAGCGAGAAAUCAGACAUACGCGACCUGCGCGACUACAUAACCAAAACUGCAGCGGAAGUAAGGGCCGUCAAAUCCCAGAUCCACCACGCUACCAGUGCUGCCCCAGAGAUCGAUAGACUACUCGAGGGAGCUUGGAAAAUGCCUUUCACCGCACGCAUCUCUGAUACGAGGGUAUCUGACCUGGGAAAAAUCAAAGUACCAAAAGAAACAUCCGAUGUCGACCUCUGGAGCAUGUCCCAGGGGGAAGACGAACCCCUCUGCAAGUUCAUAAGCCGUUUCAAGCUGGUUAUGUCAAGGGUUAGUGGGAGAAGUGACAAGGUGGCCAUAGACGCGCUCAGAAAAACGCUCUGGUACAAGUCGAAAUUCAGAAAGUGA
Molecule: messenger RNA, 987 nt
Organism: Brassica oleracea var. oleracea
Lineage: Eukaryota; Viridiplantae; Streptophyta; Magnoliopsida; Brassicales; Brassicaceae
Exons: 2
Coding region: 1-987 (328 amino acids)
Source: RefSeq, a predicted model, not a curated record